Molecule: messenger RNA, 477 nt
Organism: Mangifera indica (mango)
Lineage: Eukaryota; Viridiplantae; Streptophyta; Magnoliopsida; Sapindales; Anacardiaceae
Product: protein DOWNSTREAM OF FLC-like
Exons: 2
Coding region: 1-477 (158 amino acids)
Source: RefSeq, a predicted model, not a curated record
AUGGCUAGACUGUUGGUGCUUUUUGCGGUGGUUCUGCUCCCCUUGCUCAUGAAUGGACAGCAGACUCCUUUCACUAUCCGCGGCCGUGUGUACUGUGACACUUGCCGGUGUGGCUUUGAGACCCCGGCCUCCACUUACAUUCAUGGGGCGAGGGUUAGAAUUGAGUGCAUAAACAGGGAUACUUUAGAAGUAAAAUACAGCAAAGAUGGAGAGACAGACUCAACAGGAACAUACAACAUACAGGUUGAAGACGAUCACCAGGAUCAAAUUUGCUACGCAAAGCUCGUUAGCAGCCCGAUGGGAAGCUGCAAAACACCAGGUCCAGGACGAGACCAUUCCGAAGUCAUUCUCACUCGCUCAAAUGGAGCUGUUUCUAAUCUCCAUUAUGCAAAUUCUCUCGGAUUCCUGAGGAAUCAGGUUCUCCCUGGAUGCACCCAGUUUCUGAAGCAAUACCAGCUCCAAGACGAUGCUAUUUAG